Messenger RNA from Diprion similis, 1413 nucleotides. It is a transcript of the gene Cdk9, whose product is annotated as cyclin-dependent kinase 9. Gene Ontology annotation, cellular component: nucleus. Gene Ontology annotation, biological process: protein phosphorylation. Gene Ontology annotation, molecular function: cyclin-dependent protein serine/threonine kinase activity; ATP binding. Bases 42 to 1190 code for a protein of 382 amino acids. The transcript has 7 exons. The record is from RefSeq and is a predicted model, not a curated record. Lineage: Eukaryota; Metazoa; Arthropoda; Insecta; Hymenoptera; Diprionidae.
UGACCUGAUUAAUUAAAGUAAGUGAAAUACUUGAUCGCGCUAUGAAUACAAAGGAAAAGGAGAAGUACAUUGAAGAAUUCGACUUUCCGCACUGCGACGAAUCAUCGAAGUAUGAAAAAGUUGCUAAAAUCGGCCAGGGUACUUUCGGAGAAGUGUUCAAAGCGAGGGAAAAGAACUGUAAUAAAAAAUUCGUUGCAAUGAAGAAAGUUCUCAUGGACAACGAGAAAGAAGGGUUUCCCAUCACAGCACUGAGAGAAAUAAGGAUACUGCAGUUACUGAAGCAUGAAAAUGUGGUUAAUUUAAUUGAAAUAUGCAGAACUCGAGCGGCUCAAUACAACCGUUAUCGAUCGACAUUCUACCUGGUGUUCGAUUUCUGCGAGCACGAUCUAGCAGGUCUGUUAUCCAAUGUAAACGUCAAGUUUAGCUUGGGUGAAAUAAAGAAAGUCAUGCAACAACUACUCAAUGGUCUGUACUACAUUCAUAGUAACAAGAUCUUACACAGAGAUAUGAAGGCUGCCAAUGUUCUUAUAACAAAAAACGGUAUAUUGAAACUCGCAGAUUUUGGACUGGCGCGUGCCUUUAGUGCCAACAAAAACGGUCAAGUAAAUCGUUACACAAACCGUGUUGUAACCCUCUGGUACAGACCACCAGAGCUAUUACUGGGAGACAGAAAUUAUGGUCCGCCGGUAGAUCUAUGGGGGGCAGGUUGUAUUAUGGCGGAAAUGUGGACUAGGUCACCAAUUAUGCAAGGAAACACUGAACAGCAACAGCUCACGCUUAUUUCUCAACUAUGUGGGUCUGUGACGACCGAAGUAUGGCCCGGAGUUGAAAAUUUAGAGUUAUUUAACAAGAUGGAAUUACCCAAAGGACAAAAAAGAAAGGUGAAGGAAAGACUAAAGCCGUAUGUCAAGGACCCCUUUGCUUGCGACCUUUUAGACAAGCUAUUAAUUCUCGAUCCCAGCAAAAGGUACGACUCUGAUUCGGCACUGAAUCACGAUUUUUUCUGGACCGACCCGAUGCCCUGUGAUCUCAGCAAAAUGUUGGCUCAGCACACUCAGAGUAUGUUCGAGUAUUUAGCACCACCGCGACGACCGGGUCACAUGCGUCAUCCGCAUCACCCAGUACCUGGAGGUCCUGCCAAGCCAAGUUCGAGUAUGGCGGACAGUGGUUAUCAGGACCGCGUAUUCUAGAAUGUACAUAGGCCCAACAGACGCUGUUACACAGAUACAUUAUACCUAUGUAUAGAUAGAUAGAAUUUAGCUAACGCUUUCAAGAAGCGUUGCUGUAUGACUGAAACGAGCGAUUGAAUUUCGAGAGUGUCGGACCAGUAGUGAUUUUUCUGGCCCAGUUCAUAUAAAUUAGACUGUUAUAAGUAAUUUUUUUUAAGUCAACACGUGUAAUAAUAUGCGUAAA